This is a messenger RNA of Lottia gigantea (owl limpet), 306 nucleotides long. RefSeq lists its product as hypothetical. Gene Ontology annotation, molecular function: ornithine decarboxylase inhibitor activity. Gene Ontology annotation, biological process: positive regulation of protein catabolic process. Bases 1 to 306 code for a protein of 101 amino acids. Gene Ontology annotation, cellular component: cytoplasm; nucleus. The record is from RefSeq and is a predicted model, not a curated record. The transcript has 3 exons. Lineage: Eukaryota; Metazoa; Mollusca; Gastropoda; Lottiidae.
AUGGAAUCACAUGAGAAUUUUUGGGAGACAAUUCUUAUUGAUGGUAAAUUGUAUGUGGAGUUACCUGGAGGUAUUCUUCCUGAAGGAUCCAAAGAAAGCUUGAUCACUCUCUUGGAGUAUGCAGAAGAAAAGUUAAAUUGCACCCAUGUUAUAUUGUGCUUCAAGAAGAACAGAACAGAUCGAGCCAAUCUGAUGCGAGUUUUCAGCUUCUUUGGAUUUCAAUUAGUACCACCUGGAGAUGAGCUGGUUCCAAGAGUCGAAGAAUUGAUGUUUAUGGUCUAUGUCAUUGAUGCUGAUGAUUUUUAA